ACGUUAGCAUUAAUUUUCCUAAGUCGUUUAAUGAAAGCAGUAUAUUGAAAUUACGCAUUCUUUCAUGCCGGUUUUUUUAGUCCUCUUUGAUCUGUAAAUUCGAUUUGUAGUAACGCGACGAAAGACGUGGUGUAGGCUAUAGCGAUCUCAGUCAGUGCCCAACUAGUAUUGUGAUUUUUAUUGGCAGAUAUACUUUGGCAGCAAAAUUCUAAUACACACGCUGCAACCAGAAAAUUUAAAUUAUGUUUGAGAAUAACUGUCGCGGAAUUAUCGUAAAUUCACCGUGCACAAAGACUAAUCAGGAAUUUACCCAGGGGUAUUUGAUUGUGUUUUAUUAAUUUAUUUAUUUAACGAGUUGUUACAAUUACUGUAAAUGACAGAAGUUGUUAAUAUUGGCGUGUAUGGCAUUUUUAAGUCAUGUUGGAUCAUCUUCUGUCAUAUAAAACGGCAAAUGGCAAAGUCUCAGAUUUAAGAUGUUCUCUCACAUUGUACUGUUUAAUAUUCUGUCAUGAUUGUGGUUGUGGUCAUAGUUUUCAUUUCUUUGUAAAUAAGUUGGUGUUAAUUUUGUUUCAGAAAAAGUUUUUAAAAUGGCAUCAUGAAAGUCUCUCUCUCUCUCUCUCCCCCCCCCCCUUUUUUUUUAACAAUGCCUGCUGCAACUUGUAUGAGACAAGAAGGACUAGGGUGAAGAUACUCUGAAUCCACGUGAUAAGCCACCUGUGUGGCAGCUGUGCAGGUGUGCAGUACCGUACAGUCAUCAUGGCUGUGAAUCAGAGAUCCCCUUUAAUUGCACCAGCAGACCUACUGAAUAAGGUUGCCCUGGACAGUGCCCAUUUUGGGCACGACCUCUACCUCAGUCACCACAAGACCCACGGCCCGGUGCUUAUUAAAACGCUCUACACAGGACGGCUGCUCAGCGAGAGUAAGAGGAAAUCGCUUCUGACAGAAGUCGAGCCGCUGCUCAGGCUAAACCACAGUCGCGUUUUAGGAGUCCUCGGGGUUGUUUUGGACGACGGGCCCUCUUUUCUGGUUAUGCAGUUCACCCCCAUUGGAAACCUUUCGGCUGUACUUGAAGAAGGGACUGUACCUGUGUCCAUCAAGGGGAGGAUCAUUUUGGACAUCCUUGACGGAAUGGUGUACUUAACAAACAGCGACAUCGUACACGGGGACCUGAAGCCACAAAACAUUCUUGUUGGAGAGGAUUUUCACAUAAAGAUCGCAGACCUGGAACUGGCCAGCUGCCGGUCCUGGAGCAAGCUGACGAUGGAGGAGUCCCGCAGGCGGAGCAGGAAGGGCGUGUCCCGCAGAGCUUGCACCCUCUGCUACAUAGCCCCCGAAAACCGAGAGACAAUCCACGCCCCCUUCACCCAAAAAUCUGACGUGUACAGCUUUGCGAUCAUCGUCUGGGUCAUUCUUACCCACAAGGAGCCCGAUAGCUUGGACAGUGGACCAGAUGAGAACCUCGUUCCUCCCUCCUCUCCGAUGGGGAUGGUGACACUGAUGAAGAACUGCUGGGUUCAGGAUCCGAACAAGCGGCCAACAUUUGAAGAAAGCUAUAAGAUCUUCCAGUGCUUCUACAGCGAUGAACUGGAAAAAAAUUUGGACAAAGAUUUACGUCUUAAGAAAUGUAUUGUGGACACCCCUGGAAUUCAUACCAAUAAUAGUCAGCGUGAAAGCCCGGAUCUCGUGACCAAGAUGAGCGCUGUUGCGCUGACUGAGCCGUGUUGGCAGACAGAUGCUCCAGGCGGGUCUCGUGAGGUUCCUCGGGACGCGCUCCGGCUGGAGUCGCUCCAAACGGACGCUCGCAUCCUCGAUCGCCGCUGGGCGCCCCACGGGAGCUUCCUCAGCUCCCCCGACCUGAGCGCGCCCCCCGCCCCGGCCGCCGGUCGGCCCCCCGUCCCGACGCAGGCCAGCCUGAAGCCGCAGCCCUGGCCCGGAGAGGACCCCCCGGCCGCCCCUCCCGACGUGACCAUGCGCGGGAAGAAGCCGGAGGGGCCGGGCGGCGCCGAGACCGGGCCCGGCUGGGCCCCGCAGCAUCCCAGCCAGCGAAUCCGGUCCUGGCCCGUGUUCCCGGAACCUGGGGCGCACGGCUGCGGGGCCGGGGCCGACUCCGCCAGGUCGCUGCACCGCCAGCGUUCGGGCGUGGUCAUACAAUACGCAACUGCGGUACAGAUUGGGGAUAACAACCGGCUAACCCUCGAAAUGGGGGACUCGGGCGAGGACGGCUUUCAGCCCAGUUUUGCCGACUGUCCACAUUAUGAAGAGCUGCUGCAGACAUACGAGGACCGCGCGGUGCGGCGGGAGCACCUGGACCUGCUGGCGCGCAACAUCGGGCGAAACUGGAAGAGCUGCGCCCGGGCGCUGGGCCUGACCGACGUGGAGGUGCAGACCAUCGGCUACGACUACAGCCGCGACGGGCUGGCCGAGAUGGUGCACCAGACGCUGGAGAAGUGGCAGAUGAAGACGGGCACCGUCGGGUGCACCACGGGCGCCCUCUGCCGGGCACUCAGGGGCAGCGUCGGCGUGGACGUGCUCUGCCAGCUGCUGCGGAUGUGCCAGGGCGGGGCGACUCCCUAACCACCACCCUAAAAUGUGACAGCUUUAGAACUCGCGGUUAACUCAAGACAAACCGUUAGCCUUAACCAGUGAGCAUUUCUGCGGUGAAAAGGUGGCGAAACCCCAUCUAGGCAUUCAGGUGAAAACCCCAGCUACGCUUGGCUGAACGGUGAACGUUCUCUGGCUGACUAUGGCAUAGCCAGGCUACAUCGGGUACAUUGGGGUUAACCUUGUCCGUUUAUGUGAAAAUGUCUCUCAACCUGGAUAUCCACCCCUCUACACGUCUAGGUUCUGGCAUUUGCUCACCGGGCACUGUGUAAAUAUUAUUAAUGACUGAUUUAAAAAAAUAUAUAUAUUUUUUUAUUUUUUACAAACAUUAUUCGCAUUACCCCUUUAAAAGUAUUGAACAUUCCGAUGCAGCUCAUAACGGUUGUUACAUCAUUGUAUCAUGAAGGCCUCAUCCCCUGAAUACUUUGCAUUGAAUCACGUUUACUAGGAUAAUCACUCAUAUUUUUUUCAGUUACAUUAAAUAUUUUUAUACCAAAGAUGCUUUAUAAAACUAAUGUGCACAGUGCCGAAAACUGUUACUCUGUUUUGUUGUUGUAUGACACUUAACUGUACAACAGUUUUAUUCACAGCCAAUAUUUUUUUUGUUAGCGUUUUUGUAAUAAGAACCAGGAAUACAUUGAUUUCAGAGUUUACCCCAAUCUGCUGUACAUUUCUCAGCCCAGAUUUUUAGAUCAUCUCAUCAGUCUUUACACAAAUGUUCUCUGAUUGGCACUGAUUACCAUGCAUUUGUACAAUGCAAAUGUCAUGCCAACAAAUAAAACAUGAUAGAAAAAC
Molecule: messenger RNA, 3396 nt
Organism: Anguilla rostrata (American eel)
Lineage: Eukaryota; Metazoa; Chordata; Actinopteri; Anguilliformes; Anguillidae
Product: receptor-interacting serine/threonine-protein kinase 1-like
Exons: 11
Coding region: 757-2574 (605 amino acids)
Biological process (GO): signal transduction; protein phosphorylation
Cellular component (GO): cytoplasm
Molecular function (GO): ATP binding; protein kinase activity; protein binding
Source: RefSeq, a predicted model, not a curated record